AUGGACCUAGCUAUUUCGCAGCUAGCGAUUGAAUGUCAGCAUAUAAGUAAUGUGAAAAAAGAACUUGAAUUUCUUUCACUGUUGCUUACACACGCUACAUCUUAUGAUAGUAUGGGAAUCAGUACUCCAAACACUAGUGUGUCUGAAACAAGUGGCAUCAAAGCAUUUUUUAAGAUUUUGAGUCGUAUAUGCAAAGAUUGUGGGCGCAUUUGGACGGUAAAUGAAGAGCUAGAUUGGUUGGUAUUCUAUUUGUUUGCGCGUUGCCAUGGUUGGAGCGACAUUGAUUUAAAUGAUGUACGAUCCCAGAUAGUCACACCUUCAACUGGACAUAGAUAUAGAAACGUGUCAAAAGAUGACGAGCUGAGAAUGAAAGACAGAGUCGUUGAAAUCACAACGGAGCUUAUUCAUUUGAUAAGAGGUCUUCCUCUUUCACUGGCUGGUCUUAAAAUGCUCAUCAGUUCCAUGAAUUUAGCUCGUGGGAUGCAUCACACUCGAAAGCUAAUAGCGCUGCAUGCUGUAGAUUGGUUAACAUUUGGAUUGCAAACAGAUGGCGGUGGUGUGAAGGCGAUUGCAAGUCCCAUAUUUUCUCACAAAAGUUCUACAACGCAGCCAUUUCUCCCAGAAGAUUCAACUCCAGAAAGCAUGUUUAUGACGGUGAAAGAUCUCAUUUGGAACUGCUGUACAGAUAAUAACCGUAGUAUUCGAAUCGGAACUUUAGGAUCAUUACAUAGCCUGUUUGGACAACUUUCUACAAAUACUAUUAUACGGCUGAUUAAGUUAUCAGUUGAGGUAUUGGAGAAGCCUGAAGUUUGUGCUAGUGAAGUAACUGAAGGUGUCACAGAUACACUUAAUGUUUUGUUGAGAAGGUUGGUGCCCAGUGAGCAACUAUAUUUUGCGAGGACAUCGUUAUCUGGAAACAUGGUAGUGUCAAAAACGAAUCUUCCAGCCUGUAGAUUUUCAGAGGAAUAUGUUCAGAAUCAGUUGUUUCCAAGAGUCCGUACAAUGAUUACCAACUUGUUUCACAGUAAUCACUUCGUUGUACGCAAAGCUGCAGUACGACUUUAUUUGACAUGCCUCAGCCGAUGUUCAGAUGACAUAUUUAAGGAAGUUCUUCUUCAAACAGUAACUGAAUUAUGUGUGAACGCUGAUAUACAAUCUGAUACCUACCGAGAUAAUUCACCCUCCAACUACAACAGUUGGAAAAGUAACCCAUAUUUCAAUGAAAGUUUGCUGACUCUUUGUCGAUUUCUUAUUAAAAAAGUUGGUGAGACCAAUCUGCCUCCAAAUACUGGUGACCUACAGAACUGUUUAGUUAAUUUUUAUAUGGGCCAUUCGUCUCGAUGUGUUCGUAACAGCGCAUGCAGUUUAUACCUGACGUUGUUCAUUAGUGCCUCGAAAAAUUUCAACCGUAUUCGUUAUUUAUUGAAUAAAAUAUUAGAAAAUUGGCAAAUCAAGCAAGAUAUUGUGUUAUCACCUAUUUCAAAGCUACAAAUUCAAAUAAACGAAACAGAAACUACAACACCACGUGGAAGGGAAUUAAGUUGGUCAUGGCGUGAAGGGCGCAUGCGCACAUAUUAUUUGAUUGCGCGGGCACUGGUUGGGUUUCAUCUUAAAGUCCUUCAUGAAAUGGAUACUGAUGGUUGUAGCCCAAUGAAUUCUGAAGACUUUUGUAUCAGUCCUACGUCAAAAGAUAAUUGUUCUCAAAGAAAUUUAUACACAUCAUUAAGUCAUAGUUUGCCUCAAUUUGGCUUUAGUCCUGUACCAAAAUCAAAUUAUCCUGUUAUUAUUUUAAAUACGGAUCGUGGAACUGUGGUGAAUAAAUCAUCAGCAUCGCCACAUGCUGUCGAAAAUUCGCCAACACUUUUUCAAAAGGGCGAGAAAUCAAGCUCUUCACAAAAACCCAUUUAUUUAACGGUUUUAGAAAAUAUCCGGAUGCUCGACAACGAGGGAAAAGAUAAACAGCCGGAAGUUAGCAAAACUCAAUCGUGGAUUAAACGUCUAAGUAUGGUAUCAGGAUUAACUUCAAUGAGUAAAACAAAUGUUGGUGGUUUAGAAUUAAAUUCUGUCAGCAUGAAAUCUAUGUCGUUCAAUAUGCUACGAUUAGCCGUUGAGUGUACAUUGGAUGAGAAUAAUAGCCUUCGUCGUUCUGCUAAAAAAGCCAUCAAUGAUGUUGGAAGGCUAAUACGGUGGUAUGAUGCCAAUAUUUUAUUGGAAAUGAUUUCUUUGCACAUGGUCAGUCCUCCAACUAUGAUGUCCUACGUAACUUUAAAGCUUUUACGCGACGGUCUUUCUGAGCUAUACCUAUAUGAUGAAAUUUUACAAAAAGAAGAAGAAGAACCUGGUUUCACUGAGAAAUAUGCGAUUUUUGGGACUGUCCCAAUUUUAAACGCGGCCUUGCUUUAUGGUUUGUUUUCAUUGGACAGAUCAAGACUGUGGCUUCGAUGUUGCCAGCAAUAUACUUUGGAUAGUACAAUGGCUCUCUCUAUCAGUAUGUUAUCAAUGGAAUGUACUUUGCGAACCCUUUGUCUUGUACACAGAUUGUCUAAUUUAUCACUCGUAGCAUGCACUUGGGAAAAUAUGAGGCCGAAUCCUUUUUCAGAUCUACCAUACUCACAACGUAAACUAGAUUUAGAUGCAAACGAUGUAGCAGAAUGUAUUAGAGGCUUUGUCGAAUUUGCUCAACGCAUAGACGUGAAACUUGGACCUACGAACGAGCCAAUAUUAAAUGUCGUAGAUUUUCACAAAAUGAUGAUAACGCAGAAGCCAUAUUUAUCAUGCUUACAGCUCUCUCAACCAACUGCAAAGUGUUCACUUACAUACUUCAUUCUUAAGCUAGUUACUAAACUAGAAUCUGUUAUAUAUCCUUAUUUACCACCAUCUGUAAAUUCAAGUCGGCCCAAUCCAGACGUUCGUAAAACUGGUGGUCUUCUUUUAUCUCCAAUACUGCCGUAUCUCAUAACAUGGCCACUAGCUCUUCUUCCUCCUAGUUUGAAUAACACUUUGGAAAAUCCACCAAAUGAGGCUAGAAUACUUGCUGUUCGUAAAUUACUCCGCUUAAUCGCAGCUAUAAUACUUGCGUUACCAACUACAAAUAACUCAGAACUUCCAAAAAAUGAAUCAAGUGGAAAUAAAGAUAAUUCAUUACUAAAAGAGCUUUCAUCAAUUGCUGAGCGUUCUGUCGAAUUAGCAACUGUUGUCAAUGCUUGUUUUGCUCAGUUGGAAAAUCUUAUUUUGCAGUUGAAUCGGUAUUACGAACCUACAAGAAUAUGUACCACUACUUCAUGGUGGUGGGUCCGUGCAUUGUGUGAGCACCUACCCCGGCUUAUGCAGAUCGCUUCAUUUUCUAAUCCUGUAAAUAUAUUACGUUUUCUGAUUGAAGAUGUUAGAACGAAAUCUACAUUAUCAAACACGAAGCAAAAUACGGAUCACCAAAAAACAGAACCAACAAGGUGGACUAAAGCACUUGAAUAUGGUCGUCAAGAAGCUAAAUCUAAAAUAAAACUAAAAGAAGGCAGUGGGGUAUUAAAAUAUCAGUGGCCAAAAGUUGGGGAGAUUUUAAAAGCUAAAGAAACGAUUGAGAAACAAUAUGCAUUAGAAACCAAGGGCCGAAAAAGUUCGCUAUCGAAAUCACCUACAUCUUGCACCACAGAUCCUGAUCAUUCCCCAAUAGAUGAAGAACAACAUCGCUUCUUUAUAACUAGCGAUAAUGAAGAGGAUGAGGUCUACAUUCUACAGGAAGAAGUAGAUAUUUCUUCCUCCUCCUCUUCUGAUAAUGAUGAUGAAGAGGAGCAAGAACAAGACCGAGAAAUUCGAGAUGAUUUAAUACGUAAAGAAGAGAGAGUCAACAGUCUAUUUUAUAUUCCUAUAAAAGCUGAACCGAUAGAAACACCGCCAGCCCUAGAAGAUAUCAAUGAUUUGGUUGAACGUGUGCUUCAAUACUGUCAACCGGCUAUCGUGACAACAGUACGCCAGAUUUUAGCAGCCUCUGAUUCACCAAACGCCUCAUCAUUAGAAAAGUCAGUGCGGACCCAAGAAGGUACUUUAGAACUCAUUGAAGCUUCUUACAUACAAUGA
This is a messenger RNA of Schistosoma turkestanicum, 4074 nucleotides long. NCBI's taxonomy places the organism in Eukaryota, Metazoa, Platyhelminthes, Trematoda, Strigeidida, Schistosomatidae. The record is from the annotation of a GenBank genome assembly.